CUGGUGCGUUGAAUAGGAGCUUUUCCUGGGCGUGAAUAGCAUAAUCGUCACAAUGGCUUCUCUCAUGCGACAGUCUUGCCUCUCUGCCUUCCGGGCGCCGUUGGCGACUAGGAACACCGUUGGUGUCUCGCAGGUCGUGGCCUUCCACGCCUCCGCGAAGAAGCAGAUUCUGCCCCCUUUGCCUCAGACCAUCCAGGGAACAAUGAAUGACCCAGCUCCCAUUCCUAAACCCCACCCCUCGCACGGUAGCUACCAUUGGACUUUCGAGAGACUGGUCGCUGUUGGCCUGAUCCCUCUCACUAUUGCUCCUUUCGCUGCCGGAUCCCUCAACCCCGUCACGGAUGCUGUCCUCUGCUCGCUCCUUGUUCUGCACUCGCACGUUGGAUUCCAGGCUUCUAUUAUCGACUACUUCCCCACGCGCCGUGUUCCUAAGACCUCCACAUUGUUGAACUGGCUCCUGCGCGGCUUCACCCUUACUACAGCUGUCGGUCUGUACGAGCUCGAGACAAACGACGUCGGCCUGACGGAGACCAUCAAGCGGGUUUGGAAGGCGUAAACGGAGCUUAUAUGAUUUCUUUCUUUUGCCAAUCUUGAUUUUUUUAUUUGUCAUUUUAUAUCAGAUUUGUUUUUCUAUGUUAGGCGUCUGCCCUUGUAUACUUGCUUCACCGGUAGGCCAACCAAGGAUAGACCUGGUUCUGCCGCGAAUAAAAUGUGACCGUUCCGAUUAUUCCUCCAGG
This is a messenger RNA of Aspergillus nidulans FGSC A4, 737 nucleotides long. RefSeq names its product CybS family protein. The coding region runs from base 53 to 556 and encodes 167 amino acids. Gene Ontology annotation, cellular component: membrane protein complex; membrane; mitochondrial envelope. The transcript has 5 exons. The record is from RefSeq and is a predicted model, not a curated record. Lineage: Eukaryota; Fungi; Ascomycota; Eurotiomycetes; Eurotiales; Aspergillaceae.